AUGCAAUUGGAGCGAGAUCUAGAAGCCUACUGGGAGCUGACAGAUCAUGGAGAAGUAUUAUGGUUUCUUAAUAUCCGAAUCAUUCGCGAUAGGAAGCAGAAGAAGCUCUGGCUAUAUCGACUACCUGUCUAUACGCCACUACCAGUUGACGAAUUGACGCCUUACCAAGGCGUAGCUACCCCGAAGGAGAUCCUUCUCUAUCAAAAGAAGGUUGGAUCCGCAGGCUAUGCCACCACUAUCACUAGGCCAGAUGCUGCAAAGGCUACCGCUCGACUAGCUCAUUACCUAUAUACUACCCGGAACCUAGCUAUUGAAUAUAGUGCAGACGCAGUAAGCACUGGAAUCGAUUCCAUACAGUUCGCAAGCGAUGCUUCAUACGGAGAUCACCCAGAUCGAAAGAGCUCUGUAGGCUACAUCUGUCAAGCUUAUGGUGGACCAGUUGACUGGAAAGCGAGCAAGCAACCCACCGUGACAACGUCAACCACUGAAGCAGAGCUGCUAGGCCUAUCAGAGACAGGGAAGCAACUUCAAUGGUGGCGUCGACUACUAAAAAGCCUCGGUUUUGAACCCUCCUACAAUAUGACGAUCGACUGCGACAACGAGAGAACGAUCAGCCUACUUACUAGUGAGGACACUGCCUUCGAAACGAAGCUUCGGAAUGUCGAUAUUCAUCAUCAUUGGCUUCGGCAAGAGGUUAGAGAAGGACGCAUAAUGGUGCGAUGGGUGCCGACGGCGAGCAUGGUCGCAGAUGGACUCACAAAGAUGCUAUCUCGCCAGAAGCAUGAGAGCUUCCUAAGGAUGCUCAGGAUGGUGGACAUAGGCUAUCUAAUGGCCUAG
This is a messenger RNA of Penicillium crustosum, 837 nucleotides long. Its product is annotated as Ty1/Copia family ribonuclease HI. The record is from RefSeq and is a predicted model, not a curated record. The coding region runs from base 1 to 837 and encodes 278 amino acids. The transcript has 3 exons. NCBI's taxonomy places the organism in Eukaryota, Fungi, Ascomycota, Eurotiomycetes, Eurotiales, Aspergillaceae.